Messenger RNA from Thalassophryne amazonica, 806 nucleotides. RefSeq names its product growth factor, augmenter of liver regeneration (ERV1 homolog, S. cerevisiae) (gene gfer). Gene Ontology annotation, cellular component: mitochondrion. The coding region runs from base 61 to 630 and encodes 189 amino acids. The transcript has 4 exons. The record is from RefSeq and is a predicted model, not a curated record. Gene Ontology annotation, molecular function: flavin-dependent sulfhydryl oxidase activity; flavin adenine dinucleotide binding. NCBI's taxonomy places the organism in Eukaryota, Metazoa, Chordata, Actinopteri, Batrachoidiformes, Batrachoididae.
UUAACCAAACCUUUUGCCCUACAUUGGGAUAGAAAACGUAUAUCCGUCAAAAGAGAAAACAUGGCUGCUGUGCCAUCCGGACGGACCCCGUCCGGGUCUGAAGGUUUCGCCUUGCCUGUGACCGGGAAGGAGCCCGAGGAGAACUCCGGGAAGCAGCAGGAGCGGAGCGGAGAGGUGGGGAAGAAGCCGUGUCGGGUUUGUACGGACUUUAAAUCGUGGAUGAAGGCUCAGAAGAAGCAGGCGGUGGCACAGGAGGUCCGAGCUGAAGAACCAGUGGUACAGAAGGAACCAGAGUGUCCACUGGACAGGGAAGAGUUAGGGCGUAACACCUGGUCCCUCCUGCACACCAUGGCAGCGUACUACCCUGAUCAACCAUCCUCCAGCCAGCAGCAAGACAUGGGGCAGUUCGUCAACCUCUUCUCCAAGUUCUUUCCCUGUGACGAAUGUGCAGAAGACCUCAGGAGCAGAUUGAUGACCAAUCGCCCAGACACCAGCAGUCGCCACGCGCUCUCUCAGUGGUUCUGUCGGCUCCAUAACGACGUCAACAUCCGGCUCGGGAAGCCUCAGUUCGACUGCUCCCGUGUGGAUGAAAGGUGGAAGGAUGGAUGGAAGGACGGCUCCUGUGACUGACUUUUCCUUUCUGAGUGCUGAGGGACUCUGUGACAGUGAGGAGGACCAGAACUUUUCCCUUUGGUGCAAAAACUCAUACUGGAUGUACUACAUGGGAAGAGGGAUGUAUAGCAUCCGACAGUCUAAAACUGACAUCCUCUGCUGCUGCCAGACACUUGCUUAUCUUUCAUUAAAAA